This is a messenger RNA of Vicia villosa (hairy vetch), 1024 nucleotides long. RefSeq lists its product as uncharacterized. The record is from RefSeq and is a predicted model, not a curated record. NCBI's taxonomy places the organism in Eukaryota, Viridiplantae, Streptophyta, Magnoliopsida, Fabales, Fabaceae. The coding region runs from base 209 to 700 and encodes 163 amino acids. The transcript has 4 exons.
ACCAGUCCAAUUUUUUGUUGCUUUAUAUAUUAUCCUCACGCAAUUGAAAGGGGCUAUAGCCUAUAAAUAUUGCAUAUUCUCUCUGACUAAGUAAUUCUAUAUACAACAAUAAGUCUAUCUAUUGGUGUAUUGUGAAAGAAAGAUAUAAACAACAGCUUAGAAGUUCAGUGAGUAGUGACAAAGUGAAUAAAACUAAAAGUUAGUCGAAAUGAAGCAAAGAAAAGAAGAAAGAAUUGUUGCUUUUGGAUCCAAGAAAGAGGUUGUUAGAAGAUCACCACCACCACCACCUCCACUUCCAAAAUUUCGAGUCAUCUCAAAACCAAGAGGUGAAGAGAGCAUAACAAAGCGAGAAAUUGCAAAGUUUUGGAGGCAAAAGCGAAUCGUGGAGGAGGAUCAUCUCCUUGCUGCUAUCAAAGCCGCGGCAAGACUCCGUGCUCGCAACCUCACGGAGCAACAGUAUUUGAGCUUUGAAUUGAGCCUAAAGUGUGACCAUGAUGAAGAUGAGGUCAAUAAAGUUGAUGAGGACAAAGAAGUGCGCGUGGGAAUAAAGGAUUGGUGGACCAAAAGCAAGUAUGCAUAUUUGAAUCAACCAGCCUUAGCUUCCAUGGAUCCUCCUAAGAAAAGGACAUCUACUUAUGUUCCUAAUUGUCUUUCUUACAAGCCCAAGGCUUUGUACCCUACAGCUAUUGGUGUCUUUUAAAGCCAUGGGAGACUUUCCAUUAUUGUUUGUCAAUCGUUGGAACUAGGGUAGUUUCCCUUGGUCAUGUUUCAUUUCUUAUUCAAAAUCAUGUGUUUGUUAUUUGUUUGGGACAAGUGUUGUUAGAUUUGUAUUUGAUUGGGCUUGGGCCUUUAGGCCUAUUGAGUGCAACAAAAACCAUUUCUAAGCAGAAGGAAUUUGGACUAUAGGGUUAUGAGUUCAAUCACUCACUCACUCUUUAUUUAGGGACUUUUUAUUGUACUCUAGUGGUACUCCUAUAGGAGUCAAGCUCCUCUCCAUUUCUCAUCAUCUCCAUUUUUACCAUUA